Molecule: messenger RNA, 1547 nt
Organism: Vespa crabro (European hornet)
Lineage: Eukaryota; Metazoa; Arthropoda; Insecta; Hymenoptera; Vespidae
Product: RISC-loading complex subunit TARBP2-like
Exons: 3
Coding region: 362-1366 (334 amino acids)
Source: RefSeq, a predicted model, not a curated record
AAUAUUUAUAAUUUUAACCUGUUAACCAGUGAAGACAAAAGUAAUUUAUCACAAUAAUUUCUUUUUUCUUCUGACAAAUUAAUAUAUAGAUAAUUUGUUAGUGCUGCAAUUGAAAAAAAAAACAUAUUUCCCAAUUCUUUAUUUAACGGUUUAUCCAAAAUUUUUAUCUAUAUCUUAACCAGUUCAUUUAUAUUUGCUGUUCAAUCGUAGUUUUUUUUCCUGGUUAACAGGUAAAAUAUUCAAUUUUUAAAUGAAGUUAAAUAAUAACAUUCUUUUUUAUGCAUCCUUCCUUGUCGACGAAUCUUUAAUUAACAACUUGUAUUUUAGAUUUUAAUGUUAUGAAGAUCAUUAGUCAAUCAGUAUGAGUAAGACACCUGUUUCAAUACUACAAGAAAUGAUGGUGAAAAUGCAAAUGAUACCAAAUUAUGAAUUAAUACAUGAUGGUGGAGGCACACACGUGAAUACUUUCACUUAUCGUGUUACUUGUGAAGGACUUAGUGCAACAGGUACUGGACGUAGUAAAAAAGAUGCAAAACAUGAGGCUGCAAAAGCUAUGCUUGAGAAAAUAGCAGCUCAUAGAGCUUAUCCUCAACUACCAGCUUCCCCAGCACAAUCUCCCAUAAAAACAUGUAUACCAACAGUUAUACCAGCUUCUCCAAGAAUUCCACCAAAUGAGCCUUUUGUAAAUGCAAUAGGUGCUUUACAGACAUUGUGUGCAGAAAAUAAUUUGCAGGAACCAGAGUAUAUACCUAUCAAUGAUGAAGGUCCACCACAUGCAAGAAUUUUUACUUAUCAAUGUGUACUUUCAACAUUUAAAGAAGAAGGAAUUGCUACUACAAAAAAACAAGCAAAACAUGAGGCAGCUAAAAAAAUGUUAAAUCGUAUAAAAGAGCUUGUUUCUGUUAAUUAUCCAGAAUUUUUGGAUAAUGAUGAACAAAGCCAACUUAAAAUAAAUGAUAUGAUAAGCAAUUCUAUUGCUGAAGCACGUUAUCCUCAGUUAAAUAGGUUUUCAUCUAAGAAAGUAAAUUUAGGUCUUAAAAUUUCUGACUAUCAUAUAAAAUUGAAAAAUUCUUUUAUGACGAUACGCCAAGAAUUAUUAACAAAUUUACAGUCAAUUAGACAUGAUACAAGUGAUUACAAUAUGGUAAACACUAUUUUAUAUAGAUUACAAGAAAUUUUGACACCAUUAGCUAUACAAGUGACCAUAACAUUGUUAAAUUCUAUAAAUCCAGAUAUUUUUGUUGUUAGUAUAGAAACUGAUACUUCUCCGUCUAUUGUACAAUGUAGUUCAGGGACAACUAAAAAAGAAGCUGAAUAUAAAGCAGUUCUUAAUUUAAUAGAUUCGAUUAUAUUACUCUUAAAAUAACAUGUUUUGUAUGUAUAUAUGCUUUAUAUACUAGUAGAACAUAACAAACUGAAAUUUAUAUAUUUUCUACUUGCUAAAAGAUGUUUAAAAAUCGAAAAAAACAAAGUAGUUAACUCAGAGAUAUUAUAGUUAUUAUAGAGUUAGCAUAGAGAUAUUAUUAAGUUAACACUUCAUUUCUUAA